AUGUUCGGAAUUUUCGCAGACUUGCUGUCUUCGGGCCUGACUAUUCUGCUUCCUAUCUUUGCUUCCUACAAGGCACUCCGCUCGUCUGACCCCUCGCAGCUGGCACCAUGGUUGAUCUACUGGGUGAUCCUUUCUAUCGCGUUGUUGGUUGAGUCGUGGACUUAUUUUAUUGUCGGAUGGUUCCCAUUCUACAGCUGGUUUCGUCUCUUUUUCUUGUGCUAUCUCGUUCUUCCUCAGACCCAAGGCGCGAAGGUCUUAUAUCAGCAAUAUGUCGAUCCUUUCCUCGCGCAGCAUGAGCGUGAAAUUGAGGAGUUCAUUGUUAACAGCCACGAGCGUGCCAAGACCAUGGGACUUCAAUACUUCUACCAGGCCAUCGAUUUGAUCCGAGAGAAGGUUCUUGGUUUGCCUGCUCAGAGUGCCGCAGCCCCUCCCCAGGCCGCUGGCCCUGCUGCUUACGCCCAGUCGUUCCUCUCCCGCUUCAACAUCCCCACCGGAACUGGUGCUGCUCCAAGCCAAGCACCCGCUACCAACGAUUGGUAUUCCACUCUGACUUCGGCUGUAGCCUCUAUGGCAUCUGCUGGUAAAAGCCACGAAGACCGAGCAAAUGAGCUCUCUGCAAGCGGAAACUUGUUCCCCCGGGAAAUGGCCUCCAUGUCCCCCUCCGAGAAACAGAAGUUCAUCACCAACCAGCGCGAUAUGUUGGAAGUGCUGCGCACCGCAUUGGCUAAGGAAGAAAGCAACCUGGGCAACCACGGUCAGACCGAAGAUCAUCUGGCGUAUGGCGGUAUUCCCUUGAAGAAAAACCGCAGCGAGAACUCGUUUGACCACAUCGAGCAUGAGGACACCCGUACCCCCGGAAACCAAGGCAGCAGUGGAUGGGGAUUGUUUGGACAGCAGGCCGGAUCGUCUGGUGUGGACUUUGCGGCGAAGGCUGUGGAUGAGCUUACCCGCUCGAGGGGACAGGGACAAUCGUAA
Molecule: messenger RNA, 975 nt
Organism: Aspergillus wentii DTO 134E9
Lineage: Eukaryota; Fungi; Ascomycota; Eurotiomycetes; Eurotiales; Aspergillaceae
Product: HVA22/TB2/DP1 family protein
Exons: 3
Coding region: 1-975 (324 amino acids)
Source: RefSeq, a predicted model, not a curated record